CGAAGAGCGGCACCCGGUGGUAAAGAACAACAUCGUGUGUCUGCCCUCCCUAUGUAUCUUCCAUAUAAGGACUUCCGGAGUCCCCGUCGGCGGCACUCGACUCUCGAGGGGCUGCUGGGCCGCCUCAGGUGGCCCGUCCGUGAGAUUGUCCUCACCCUCUUCUUCUGGCUCGUGGGAUACGGCAUCAUCAUCUCACUUGAGGUACGUGGCAAGCAGCAGGCCCUGAGCGGAACUCGGGCGUGGUGUCUGUCGUGGUGCCUUCUGGAAUUUUGUGUGUGUGUGUGUGUGUCAAUCGGCUGCAGACGAUAUUCUUCCACUCGGACGGCGACCCGCGGCGGAGCUUAUCAUCUGGCGCGCCGCCAGAGCAGUCACCCAUGGAGAUGCUCCAGAACCAGGUGGGUGUGUGUGACUGCGAGAGAUUUGCCUGCCUCUCUCGUGUCAUUUCUGCUGUCUGUCUGUCUGUCUGUCUGUGUGCGCAGCUUGCGUCCGCCGAGAAGGACCUGCUUUCACUGAAGAAGGAGUGCAGAAAGAGGGAAGUCGAGGUCGGUCACACCACACCACACCAACCCACACCACACCAACCACCCACGAGGCCCUUGCCCUCUUCUAUUUGAUUCGCAUAUAUCAGGUGUGGUCGUAUCGUGAUGAGGCCUCGACGCUGAGGAGAGAUAAGGAGACAGCUGACAUGAGGGUGGGUGGGUGGGUGGGUGAGCCAGGCGGCCAGGCAGGCAGGCAGGCAGGCAGGCAGUGGACCAAAGCCAGGCAGUCAAUCACUCACUCACUCACUCACUCAUGGAUGUCGGCGGGGGAGGAACAGGGGAGAGGGGAGUAAUCGGAGUCAACGGCUCGUCGGGUGGGGUAUGGUGUGUGUGGUCAGGUGUCGGCUUUGCGCGAGAUUCUCGACAACAGGCGGAAUGCCCAGCCCACACAAAAGGAGACCGAGGAACAGGUAGGUACACGGUCUUAGGUUUUCGACUGUCACCGACUCCACUCCCUCCACAAUCUAAUUAAUCUGCUGUUUAUGUUUCCAGCUGAGGGCUUCCGAAGAGCGAAUGAAGGAGACAAUGCUGCAGGUACACCCUCACCCACAUGCACACACCCACUCAGGCACGCCUAUCGCACUCACUGCCUACCUGCCUGCCUGCAGCUGGCAGACGCAAACCAGCAGCUGACGACGAUGGAGCGAGCACUGGGCCUGAACCAUGUUCGGGACAUCCUGCGUGCGCUGCUGCACCACGAGGCGGCCAAGCUGACCCCCAACGUGACGGCCUUCGUGCAGGACGCCAUCAGCGACCUCGAGUUCACCGUCGGACACUUCCCGGUGUGCUCUCGACAGGAAAUGAACAUGUGGGUGCCCGACGAGUCGGAGCCACCACACACACCCUCCCACCCCACUGAACAACAGCCACACCCGCGGCAGCAGCACCAGCAGCAGCCGAGACGGAAGGCGCCCUUAGGGAAACCGUCACAACAAGAAGAUCAACAGCACGAACAAGGGCAACAAAAGCAGAGGGAGAUGCCGCUGACACUAACACGGCAGCAGCACCACCCGCAACAGCAGCAGCAGCAGCAGCAGGAGGAGGGUAAACAGGGAGAGGUGAAGAUCGAGGAGUCGCCGGGUGACAACAAGGAGAUCGAGGUGGUGGCUAUCGCGAGGAGUCUGCAGGAGGCGGGUGCCUUCGAGGCCGACGUCCACAGCAUGUUCACAGGGCCCCGCGUCCUCGACGGCAAAGUGGAGGGAUUCCCCGCUGAGGACGGCACGCCAGCCGCAGGGCCCGACGGCAACGACAACGGCCACUGGAAGCGGUACCUCCUUUGCUCGCCGCAGAAGAGGGACCAGAUCAGGAGCUCACGGGUGGAGCUGCAGGGGCAGGUCAUCAUGGGCAUACAGUCGCCACAGUUCACCAACGCACUCAAAAUCAUGGCGGUAGGCUGACAGACAGACAGACAGACAGACAGACAGAGACAGACAGACAGAUAAGCAGGCGCACUCUGCACCGCGCACCACACACAACAUCCUUGCCUGCAUCGGUGGUUCAGAGCUGCCUGCCGUUCGAGGACUGCAUCUUCCUCGACGCGGGUGUGGACAGCAGCUGGUACGGCGUGAUGCUGGCCUAUGCGGGCUACUCGGUCAUCGGCUUUGACGCCUUCUUCGGCAGCUACUUCCUGGACCAGCGUGCCCUCGACAUAGGGCAGGCCGAGGGGGAGCUCUUCGGGCCCAACGGCAGGAUGGGCAGCAUGGUCAUCUACCCAUUCGCACCUGACAACGACACGCGCAUCUGCCAGCUGGAGAAGCGUGAGAAAGAACCGGACGGAGGGAGGGAGAGAGGGAUGACGCAGGGGUGGAUGGCGUCUGUGUUGUUGUGUUGUGUUGUGGUUGGUUAAUUGUUCGCCAGCUGAGAACGCUCCGAAGAUGGUGUUGGAGGGCCCCAUCAAGUGCGAUGACGACAAGCCAGAGGAGGAUAGCCUGCAGAGGCUCUUCCAACGGGUGAGGGGGUGGGUGGGUGUGGGGGCUUGACACGGCCCAGAGGAUUGUGGUGCAGCAUGUAAUGUCGGUGUGUCCACCCACUCUUGUGUGCGGUGUGUGUUGCAGGUGCAGACCGUCCGUUUGGACGACUUCAUCGACCGGCCUAUCCAGCUGAUGCGCGUCGAGACCACAGCGCCCGUCAUGAGAGUCCUCCACGGUACGGUAGGCACACGCACACCGGGGUAUCCAUGCAGCACACAUGUGGCCGGCCACGCAUCGCAUCCUUCCCUCCCUCAGGCGCGUCUCGCCUCCUCCGUCGUCACGUCAAGUACCUGCAGCUGACGAUCAACACCAUGCCCCCGCUGCCGGGCCUCCCCCAUCGCCACGAGUGGCCCGCCAAAGAGAUCCUCGACUAUGUGCGGCACGACCUCGGCUUCGACUGCAUGUGGAUCGACGAGCGGGGCGUGUCAGCCUUUCUCCACUUCGACGACGUCCCUGAAAAGGACUUCAUCGGCGAGUUCCUCUGCGAGCGGAAGAAGAAGACACCGACAUCAGGGGUGGGGGCAGGGGCUCAGAAGAAGGAAGCGGAGCGGCCGAAGGCAAAGGGAGAUGCGGGCGGUGAUGACGUGUCGCGGAUGGCGGCGAUGAUCCGACGCGAGAAGGGGAUGGGGAGGGGCAAUGGGGGAGGGAAGGGCAGUCAUGUUGAUGCCGACCAAGGGCAAGGGCAGACAAGGCAAGAGAGGGAGCGGACGAAGCCAGACGACGGCAAGCUGACAGAAGAAGCCCAGGAAGAGCCGAGGCAGGAGAAGGACGAGCUGGGCUGACCGACCGACCACAUCCCACAGCUGUCUGUCUUUACUCAAUCCAUGACCUCUCCCGCUCGUUUCUUGCUGCCGUUGGCGUCUGUUGUGUCUGUCUGUCUGUUGAGCCGACAGAUAGAUGAGAUGACUUGGCACGGGUGUACAUAACAUACCUGCCUGACAUGGACGGGUGGGCGCGGUGCGCCCCUCGACGGGUGGGGGUGUUGGGUUUGUGUUUUUCAGCGGGCCGGCCAGUCAGCCAGGUUGGUCGAGUCGACGAACUGACAAUUCAUCCACUCAUCGUGCUGCCGCAGUUUGUGGCUUGCCAUGGCGUGCAGUGUAGGUGUGUGCAGCGAGCGCAGCACGUCCGUCUACCUGUCAGUCAGCAGCAAUGGAUCUGUCUGUCUGUCUGUCUGUGUCGCGUGCGUCCAUACCCCCCUGCGCUUGCGUUGUGUCUGCGAUGUGCGAGAGACAGCAAGGCAGAUAUAGAAAGGCAGACAGAGAGAGGGUACCUGUGUCUUGUAUAGUGUAGGCAGACGGAGGGAGGGGGGGGCUUGGGGGGAGGCAUCCAAAUUAAUUAAGGCGCUAGCUCUUUUCCUUCGUUGUGUGCGGCAGAUGAUGAAUGAGCCUUCCUUUGCCCCUGGUCGGUCGGUCGGUCGGUCGGCCGGGUCGCACUUUUUUGCGUGUGAGCCGCCGCAUGGUGCAUGUCAUGUCCUGUGGGUGGCUAUGCUAUGUGUGCAGCAGUCCCUUUCUCUGUCUGUCAUCAGACCGUCUUUCUACUUUGCAAGGCGCCCUGAGAGGCAUCACGGCAUUCAGGUCUUUGGUAGCUUCAGUCAGUUCUUUAGGUGGGUGGGACACACAGACAGCUUAAUUGUGAGAUCAACGAACGUAUGACGACAAUGUCAUUGGUGUGUAGCUGCGCAUUGCACUGGGUGGGUGCAGUGCCGUGCAUGGGUCUCAUUCGUGUCGUGAGACCGUAUGUGUAUGUGUGUGUGUGUGUGUGUGAUGGCUCGUGUGCCAAUCGACAGUCGACAUGCUUUUGGUGACAAUUUUUGCUGUCCACUCUCUCCCUCCCUCCCUCCCUCCCUCCCUCUCACUCUCCUUCGUGUGUCG
Vitrella brassicaformis is the source of this 4380-nucleotide messenger RNA. Lineage: Eukaryota; Vitrellaceae. The record is from the annotation of a GenBank genome assembly.